AUGACACUAGUCAGAAUUAUGGCAAACCCCAGCCGUGGCCUCCUGCGAACACCGCCAAAGAUUGAUAUCCAACUGAAGCAAAACCAAAGUGCCGCCGAGUACUACACAACUGGCGAUGCUGUAGAGGGCAUUGUUUCCAUUACAGUGCCAAAUGACUUGCCGCUGGGUAUUGUCCAAAUCUACCUCCAAGGAAUAUCGAAAAUCAGAUUUCAUCGAGCCUUACAGCAUGGACGAGCCAAGACCCAGCACACUUUUCUGUCUCUACGUCAUCCCCAGGAUGAGAUGAAGAUACCAAUGCCAGUCAUCACUAGCAAAGGUCACGAAUACCGCAUCCCAUUUUACUUUGUUUUACCCGAAAAAUUGCCCUCCCGGUCCUGCAACCACUUUACAAAAAGCGAACAAAUCGCGGAUUCACACAUGAACCUUCCCGCCACAGUGGGAGACCCCGGCUGCCAAACAUACAUAAACGACUCUUCAUCCGACAAAGCCUACGUGUCGUAUCGCAUCCGGGUGAAGAUUUCGAAUCCCCUAGAUGACAAUUCCGUGUUGACCAACAUGAAAUGCAUUCGAGUCCUUCCACACUCCUUUGAAGAACCACCUCUUGAGACUAUGGGGAAUGAGCUCUACCUCACUCAAAGAGUAAAAAGCCUGAACACUGUACCAUUCUGCAAUAACUCUGGUCGUUUAUCUAUCAAAGCUUUGCAACCUCGAGCUAUCCGUCUACCCGAUCUCAAAACAGCGAUACACGAGAACAUUGGCACCACAGUGGCAAUCGAUCUGGAAUUUCUGGGAACAAAAUUGCCACCAAAGCUUCGGACAAUCUCAAGCACCCUCAAAGUGCUCACAAUAUAUGGUGCUACGCCUUGGGAAAACCACCCCAAUGCGAUGACAUUGUCAUCUUUGGGCAAUGGCAAUCGAGAUGUAUGUAGCGAUGUCAUUUCAUUGUCAAAGCUAGGCAUCGAUUCUGUCAAAUGGCAAAAGCAGGACAUCUUGUUAUCCGACCAUGAAAGUCUGCCGAAUGCAUCCCACGAGAAUGACUCUUUGCCCCAACUCUCCAAACACAUAUCCUCGAUUGCGGUCCCCAUCACCCUCCCAGAUACACACAGUCUUGUCCCUACCUUCCAUUCCUGCUUUAUUUCUCGUGUCUACCUGCUCGAAAUUCGUCUUUCUUAUUGUCAACAUGGACCGCUGCGAGUCCCAGCACAUAUAUCUUUGAUGGUUCCUUUACAGAUAACGAAAUAG
This is a messenger RNA of Penicillium olsonii, 1242 nucleotides long. Lineage: Eukaryota; Fungi; Ascomycota; Eurotiomycetes; Eurotiales; Aspergillaceae. The record is from the annotation of a GenBank genome assembly.